CUCACAUGUUCCUUAUGCGUAAUAGUAAAUACACGUGCACAGUGCAAUAGGAAAUCGCUUUGAUGGAUAGAGUUUUUAUAAUUGUCAGUUUAUUACUGACGAUAUGCACUUUUGGAAAAACUCAAUCUAUAGAUGGCGAAUGUGCAUUUCAACUAACUGGUUCAGGAAGAACUAGUUUUUUUGAUUUUAAUACUAAUACAUUAAGAGGUGGUCCACUUGGUUUUGGUCUACCAGGUCAAUGUAUCACAUAUGAAGCAGUCAACCAAGCAUAUAUAGAUGCCAGAAAAAGAAUAAAUGUGGCACAAACAAAUAAAGACAAGUGGACGCCUCAAGAGUUGGCAUCUGUUGGCGAACUAUUGUUGGAUAUAUCCAUACAAUUGACUAAAAACUAUGGACUUUCAUACGAAGAAGUUGAAAAAGGAUUGCCUCAAAUAGAUACAUCGAGAACUUUGAUCAGAGAGGUGUGUCCGGCGUUCUUAUCCAACGUCGAGUGCAGACCGGGCAAGUACAGGAGAUAUGAUGGUCUAUGUAAUAACGUUAAGCAUCCGACGUGGGGAGCUAGCAAUACGCCUUUUUCGAGACUAGUCGGACCGUUGUUUUCCGACGGCAUGAGUGGACCAAAAGUCAGCAGCCUCAGAAAUCGAGAUCUACCACCAGCUAGAGUAGUGUCUAGUACAAUGCACCCCGACGAAGGAUAUCACGAACACGCGGCUACCGUUAUGUUGGUCGCUUUUGGUCAGUUUAUGGAUCACGAUUUCACACUCAUGGGAACGCCUGCUGAUCCAAUUACAAAGAAUGAACCAGAAGAAUGCUGUAAUCGACCUCCACAUUUAAAACAUCCGUACUGUAAUGAAAUUUCCGUUCCUGAUAACGAUUACUUCUAUAGUAAAUUCAAUGUAAAAUGUAUCGAUUUUGUACGAGCUUUUCCAUCUGUACGACCAGGAUGUCGCUUAGGUUCAAGAGUACCAUUCAAUACCCUGACUGGUGUAAUCGAUGCAAAUACAGUUUACAGUGUUACUGAAGAUUAUGCCAGACAUCUAAGAGCUGGUUAUGGAGGUUUACUUCGCAUGAAUCCAGCGUUUAUUGAUCACGGACUAAAAGAUUUGUUGCCAUUGAGACUUAAAGAUCCAGACGAAGGAUGUACUAGAUUAAACCGUUCGCAAUAUUGUUUUGAUGCUGGAGAAGUUAGAGUAAAUGAACAACUCGUACUUGCUACUAUGCAUACAAUUUGGGCAAGAGAACAUAAUAGAAUAGCAAAAGAGUUUAGUAGAAUUAAUCCACAUUGGGAUGACGAAACUGUUUUCCAAGAAGCAAGACGAAUCGUUAUAGCAGAAAUUCAGCACAUAACUUAUAACGAGUUUUUGCCUACGUUACUUGGAAAAGGAGUUAUGGAAAAAUUUGGACUACUGUUACAAAAAGAAGGUUAUUGGGAUGGUUAUGAUCCAAAUGUUAACCCCAACAUCCUAUCCGAAUUUUCAGCAGCAGCUCUUAGAAUUGGACACACAUUUUUACCGACUUCAAUUGAAAGAUGGAGUAAAGCUCACAAAUUCAUUGCUUCUAAAAAAUUGUCCGAUCUCAUCCGCCGUCCAUACGAUUUGUAUAGAGCUGGAGUUCUCGACGAGUAUAUAAUGGGUUUAACUAAUCAAGUGGCUCAAGCUAUGGAUGAUUCAAUAACACAGGAAGUCACGAAUACAUUGUUCAAAAAACCAGGUAAUCGGUUUGGAGUAGAUUUAGUAGCAUUUAAUAUCCAAAGAGGCAGAGAUUUUGGAUUACCUGGAUUUAUGGAAUAUAGAAAAUUUUGUGGAUUACCAGCAUCUGACUUAUUCCAAAGUUUGUCUGGUGAUAUGCCUAAUUCCACUAUACAUCGAUAUUCAACAAUAUACGACUCUCCAGAAGAUGUAGAUUUAUGGUCUGGUGGUGUAUCCGAAAAACCAUUACCAGGAAGCAUGGCAGGUCCAGUUUUUUCUUGUAUUUUAGCCACUCAAUUUAGUUAUGCCAGAAGAGGUGAUCGUUUUUGGUAUGAACUGCCAAAUCAACCAUCUUCGUUUACUCCAGAUCAACUUCGUGAAAUCCGGAAAGCUAGAUUAGCCCGAGUGUUAUGUGACAAUACUGAUUUGAUUGACACUAUUCAAUUAUGGCCAAUCGUUUUACCUGAUCAUGAAAUAAACCCUCGAGUACCAUGCCGCAGUGGAAUUAUUCCAUCAGUAAACCUUAAUAAAUGGGCUGAUUUUCCGACGUCAUAAAAUAUGAAGUUUAUUCAAUUCUGAUUAAAUACCACCUAUCAUAUAAUACACAGAAUGGCAUAAUAUUCUAAAUAUUGAAUUAAAAUUAAUGACAUAUAUUUCAGUGAUUACUGUAUGAUGUAUUGGUAAUUUUAUAAUCACUUAAGCAUUCAUUUUUUUUUUUUU
Molecule: messenger RNA, 2408 nt
Organism: Melanaphis sacchari
Lineage: Eukaryota; Metazoa; Arthropoda; Insecta; Hemiptera; Aphididae
Gene: cysu
Product: chorion peroxidase
Exons: 15
Coding region: 63-2243 (726 amino acids)
Biological process (GO): response to oxidative stress
Molecular function (GO): peroxidase activity; heme binding
Source: RefSeq, a predicted model, not a curated record